AUGACCCACGGUUACCAGAUACAGUUUUACCGCAGACCAUCCGUGAAAAGGUCCCCCACCUUUACCUCGGUGAAAGACCCUGGUCACGCAGAGGUACUGCAGACAGAGAUAUCCACCCUCUUGGCCAAAGCAGCCAUACGGGAGGUGGAGUCUGGGGAUCCGCAGGCUGUUUUUUUCUCCCGCUAUUUCCUGGUCCCCAAACGGGAUGGGGGACUCCGUCCAGUUCUGGAUCUCAGGGGGCUCAACAAAUACCUCCGCCCCCUGAGAUGCAAUAUGUUGACGAUCCCCAGGGUAUGGCAAGCCAUCGCAGCAGGAGAUUGGUUUACCCCCAUCGACCUCAAGGACGCGUACUUCCAGAUACCCAUCUGGCAGGGGCACUGGCGUAUCCUGAGGUUUGGCUUCAAGGGCCGGGUGUUUGAGUUUCAGGUUCUGCCUUUUGGCAUUUCGCUGGCUCCCCGGACCUUCACCUGCUGCAUGGAUGCGGUCAUUGCACCCAUGAGGCAGCGGGGGCUCAGGAUCCUCAGUUACCUCGAUGAUUGGUUGAUUUGUGCGGAUUCAGAGGAACUAUGCCGCCGUCAUGUAGCUCUGCUCCUGGAGCACAUUCGGAGCCUGGGCCUUUGUCACAACGACAAGAAGAGCAAGCUCCAGCCCUCCCAGGUGAUAACAUUUCUGGGCAUGGUUCUGGAUUCCAGGAGGGCUACGCUAGUCCUGACACCCGAGAGACAGCUAGCCCUCAAAGCUUGCCUUUGCCAGUUUCAGCUGCAUUCGCAGGUCAACUGGGGGCUCUGCCUUCGCCUAAUGGGCUUAAUGGCCACCACGGUGCAGAUAGUUCCCCUUGCCCUCCUCUACAUGACACACCACCGCUUCUGCUCUCUCAGAGCGGUGCACGUACCAGGGCCGCUGAACUCAGCAGCGGACAUUAUGUCAAGAGGGGGACCCCACCCAGGGGAGUGGAGGCUCCACCCUCAGGUGGUGGAGGAGAUAUGGCACCGCUUCGGCAGGGCGGAAGCCGACCUGUUCGCAUGCGGGGAAUCGGCGCAUUGUCAUCUCUUCUUCUCCCUGAAGAGCGACAAUCCACCUCUGGGCUGGGAUGCUCUGGCCCACCCGUGGCCCCGAGGUCUCCUUUACGCCUUUCCUCCCUUCACUCUCCUGCAGCCUCUUCUCCGAAGAGUGUGGGUGGAUGUGGUGAGGCUGAUUCUGGUGGCUACUCUUUGGCCUCACAUGACAUGGUUCUCAGCAAUCCCGCCCCUCUUAGACGGGACGCCGUGGGAGCUCCCGCACAGGAGGGACCUGCUGUCACAGGCAGGUGGCAACCUGUUUCAUCCUUUCCCGGUGGGACUCCGGCUGGUGGCCUGGCCCCUGAAAGGGAUGGCCUCCGGGCCCUAG
Molecule: messenger RNA, 1386 nt
Organism: Micropterus dolomieu (smallmouth bass)
Lineage: Eukaryota; Metazoa; Chordata; Actinopteri; Centrarchiformes; Centrarchidae
Exons: 2
Coding region: 1-1386 (461 amino acids)
Source: RefSeq, a predicted model, not a curated record